Molecule: messenger RNA, 1137 nt
Organism: Blepharisma stoltei
Lineage: Eukaryota; Ciliophora; Heterotrichea; Heterotrichida; Blepharismidae
Source: the annotation of a GenBank genome assembly
AUGGAGAGAAAAAUCAUCAGAGCCCUUUUAGCUUUCGCACUGCUUCUCUGCCUUUCCUCUGCUAUAAAAGAUAUCCAAUGCACAAAAUACACUUGCAAAACCUCAAGCCAAAACUUUGAUCCUCUGACUUGUGCUUAUCUUGAUAACUCCUCAAAUACUUAUUAUGCCCAAGCCUGUGCAAAAAGUACUGAUGACUGCUUUCAAGUUCAAGGAUUCAAUUAUUCAUGUGGACCCACAUACACAUCUGGAAUAAGCUUUCCUGGAGAAGAAUGCAAAUCCGCUAACGAUUGUCACAGUUUAUACACAGCAGGUUGCAAAGAUGGGAUUUGUGUUGGCUCUGCUGAAGGUCAAGACUGUAACUCCAGCCGAUCAUGCGAGCCAAACUUCUAUUGCCAACUGACGUUGAAUAUAUGCAAGCCUCUUAUUAAAAUAGGUGAAACAGGCUGCUUAAAUGACUAUGAAUGUGUAAACAAUGCAGCUUGUAAUGUGACUGAUAUAAAUAAUCCCAGCCUUAAUACCUGCUAUCCUUGGCACAGUUUUGGAGUUCAUGAUCCAGUUGGAGGCUGUGAAUCUGGAAUUAGUGCUUUAUGUCCUUAUAAUUAUUGCCAAGAAAAUUCUGACACGAACUUUUAUUGCACAGAUUUAUUAUCAUCGCCUGUAACCCCAGCCUCACAAUGUGAUAUCAAUUCCAGCGACAAUUGCCAGUCUACCUCUGAUCCUUUCUUCACUCCUCCUUUCUCCAUCAAAGGCACUUGCAGCUGUGGGCUAAAUAGCCAAGGAAACGCUAAUUGCCAAAUUUUUCCAGGCGAUUUGCCUUAUCAAGCAUACUUAAAGCAGCUUAAUAAAUGGAAUUCCAGUGAGCAUAUAACUAAAUGCAACACUAUGAGAAGGUUUCAUAAGAAUUGCGUGAAAACUUAUUGAAGUAAGAAGGAAUCUGAUGCUUUUAGUUUUUACCAAGUGCAAAAUUCUAUGUAUUCACAAAUUCAAGGCAGUGAAAGCUGUGUUCUUGAUGCUUUCGCAUUGAAUUACGUAAGAGCAAAAGAUGAAUAUAAUGGAGGAGAUGAUGAUAAUGAUGAUAACAACUCAGGAGCUAAAGAAAUAUGCAUAUCAAUGCUGAUUCUAAUAGCAAUAAGCUAA